Messenger RNA from Ilyonectria robusta, 372 nucleotides. RefSeq lists its product as uncharacterized. Lineage: Eukaryota; Fungi; Ascomycota; Sordariomycetes; Hypocreales; Nectriaceae. The record is from RefSeq and is a predicted model, not a curated record. The transcript has a single exon. The coding region runs from base 1 to 372 and encodes 123 amino acids.
AUGCCCCGGCAAGAACCAGUCAGAGUCCCAAUUGAUGAGAUCCCCCGUACAUGGGAAGAUCUGGAUGGGCAACGCACUCAGAAUAGGGCCCGAGGGAGUCAGGGAGCCUCUCAAUCGACGGUUCCAAACUCCCUGGCGUCUCAAAGAGCCGUCCACCGCCCGCAAGGGCCGCUCAGUAUCCAUUUUGACGAUGCCACUCUACAGGAUCUCCUCAAGCUUCGAAGGGAGCUGGUCAGAGUCCCUCAUGAGGAGAUCCUCCGCAUGUUGGCUCUCCUCGAGCCCCGAAGGGAGCCGGUCAGAGUCCCUCACGAGGAGAUCCUCCGCAUGUUGGAUCAUCUGGACCGCCAUCGCGCUAAAGACCGAGCCCGUUAA